This is a messenger RNA of Necator americanus (New World hookworm), 636 nucleotides long. RefSeq lists its product as uncharacterized. The record is from RefSeq and is a predicted model, not a curated record. Gene Ontology annotation, molecular function: nucleic acid binding. The coding region runs from base 1 to 636 and encodes 211 amino acids. NCBI's taxonomy places the organism in Eukaryota, Metazoa, Nematoda, Chromadorea, Rhabditida, Ancylostomatidae. The transcript has a single exon.
AUGGCCGAACAUUCCACCAAUAUUCGGCACGUACUCCUUUACGAGUUCGAAUCUGGCCACCCCGCUGCUGAAGCCCAUCGAAACUUAAGUCGAGUAUUCGGCACCGAAGCCCCUUCUGAGCAGUCUGUGUGCGCUUGGCUCCAGCGCUUCAAAGCCGGAAACAAGAAACUCGAAGAUGAGCCUCGCUCUGGUCGACCGACUGCAAUAUCGUUCGACGAAGUGAAGAAUCUGGCGAAGCAGCAUCCAUACGAAGGUGCGCGGUAUUUUGCUGCUGGUUUUGGACUGGCCGACAAGAUCCGCAAGGAGCACCCGAAACUCGAGAACGUCCGCCUGCUGCACGAUAACGUGCGCCCUCACAUCGCGAAGAAGACUUCCCAGAAAAUUCUGGAGCUCGGAUGGGGAGUUCUACCGCACUCACCGUAUAGGCCGGACCUGGCCCCGAGCGAUUACUACCUCUUCCGAUCGCAUCAGCAUCACCUGGAAGAGAAGCGCUACGAUGAUCCUGACCACCUCGAAAAUGACUAUCGGGCUUUCUUCGCCUCCAAGUCGCCGGAGUUCUAUGCCAAAGGAAUCCGUGAUCUUGUGAGACGCUGGCAGAAGGUUGUCGAUGUUGAUGGAGAUUACUUCGUAGAAUAA